Molecule: messenger RNA, 1087 nt
Organism: Thamnophis sirtalis
Lineage: Eukaryota; Metazoa; Chordata; Lepidosauria; Squamata; Natricidae
Source: RefSeq, a predicted model, not a curated record
UCAAUUCUUUGGUGCUCAGUCUUUCUUAUGGUCCAACUUUCACAGUCAUACAUUGCAACUGGGAAAACCAUACCUAAUUUUCUUUCUGAUAAAUGCUUACUUUGUGAUUGGAAAUGCCUUUAUGAUGGCUGUAAUAUGUGCUUCAGUUUCCAUGACAGGGAUAGCAUUUUAUACAUUUGCCUUCAUCUCUAUGGUGAAAUUCUUAAAACAUUACAGAAUCUCAAAUGCAAUGGCCAUUCCAGUAGAAUUUCUGUUUUCCAUAAACUAAACAGCAAGCUAACUGCAUUGUUUUCAUUCCAGGUACUAAAGAUAUUGCUUUGGGGAAAACAGACUAUGCCUUUGAGAUGGCUGUUUCCAAUAUCCGAUAUGGAGAGGGAGUUACUAAAGAAGUGGGAAUGGACUUGCAGAAUUGGGGUGCUAAAAACGUUUGUGUGAUGACAGAUAAGACUCUUUGUCAGCUUCCUCCCAUGACAGCAGUGUUAGAGUCUCUGACAGUCAAUGGCAUAAACUUCCAAAUCUAUGAUGAUGUGAGAGUGGAACCCACAGACCAAAGUUUCCUAGAUGCCAUUGAGUUUGCCAAAAAGGGGGAGUUUGACUCCUAUGUUGCCGUAGGUGGGGGUUCAGUCAUAGAUACUUGUAAAGCUGCUGAUCUCUAUGCAUCAAGUCCAAGAUCAGAUUUCUUAGAUUACGUCAAUGCUCCUAUUGGAAAAGGCAAGCCUGUUACACACCAUCUCAAACCUCUGAUAGCAGUUCCUACAACAGCUGGAACUGGAAGUGAAACCACUGGAGUUGCUAUUUUUGAUUACAAAGAACUAAAAGUAAAAACUGGCAUUGCAUCUAGAUCCAUUAAGCCUACUUUGGGUAUUAUUGACCCAUUACACACUCUCCAUAUGCCAGAGCGGGUGGCAGCUAAUAGUGGUUUUGAUGUGCUUUGCCAUGCUCUUGAAUCCUACACUGCUCUACCCUACAACAAGCGCAGCCCUUGUCCUUCAAACCCAGUGAACCGGCCAGCUUAUCAAGGAAGCAACCCCAUCAGUGAUGUCUGGGCUGUCCAUGCAUUACAGAUUGUUUCCAAAUACUUAAAGAG